Amoebophrya sp. A120 is the source of this 2588-nucleotide messenger RNA. NCBI's taxonomy places the organism in Eukaryota, Dinophyceae, Syndiniales, Amoebophryaceae. The record is from the annotation of a GenBank genome assembly.
CUUAAGAAAAGGUCGUUGGAGUCUCGCGGAGCGGUCGGCAGUAUUUGUGCGUGUGUGGAGCAUGCAGUGUCUACCGUGUUCGACUUCGAAGUGUAGUGCAUCUUUUCACUGUUCGUAGACUUUGCCUACUUACAGCUCCUUCAUCUUUCCGUUGAGUCGUAUCUGUUUGUUUUUUGUGUUUGAAAAAAUGAACGCCGGCUGCGCCUCUUCGUAACGUGGUCGCUUAUUGCAUUACUUUCGGGAAGUUGUGGAUAUUGUCAGACAGAGUCCUCGCAGAUGUUGCCUCGGCGGCUGCUGGUAAACACGACGAGAACUACUGCGACGUUGCGGAUUGCCCGUAGUGCAGGAUCAGCGUUUUCGUCGUCCUCGUCCAACACCAGUAUACGACCAAGGACUUUAUCAUCACUGCCCUCAUCAACUACCGCCCGUGCAUUCGCAACGUUGCCGUAUCGCCUCAAAUGGCGGUGGUGGAACAACGAAACAACGCGGAGAAACGUAUCUUUUUCGGAUUUCAUCAAGCAGAUUCUCACAACCCCACCCACGAAGUCCUGCUUCCGACACAAGUACCUCCGGGAGUACGUGAAGGAUUUUUUGUGGCAGCUGAAGUGGUACCAUCUGGUUCUGUUCUCCCUUUCCAGCACCAUUCUUCUCGGCGUCCAUGCCGCGUUUCUGGCGUUGGGCUUGGCGUUCAUCAAAAAGGACUACUCGGAAGAGGUGCGCGCGGAGCGGUUACGGGACUGGGUUGUGGAUAUGCGCGCGGUGGCCGAGGACCGGGAAAUGGGGGAAAUUCAAACGAAACUGCAGAAGCUGAUGCUCGAGAAGCUGAGGGCAUGGGAGCAGAUGAAGAGCUUCAACCUGGAGAAGUUUCGGCGAGCGGCAGCUUUGCUCUUUCCCGUGGAAGCCGAAUUGAUGGCGCGGGUAUGUAACAGGCAGCGAUCAUGGCAGGAUGUGGCUCUUUAUUUUUUCCAAGCUAGCGUUGAUCUUUAACUUUAAUUUUACCUUAAUUUUCAUUCUGGAAUCCGUUUAGUACGUCAUCUUGCAAAAAACUUAGGUCGCCCGCGAGCUGGACAGCCUGGAUUCGUCACACGACAUGAUCCUCAAAGGGAAUUGCAACUUUCGUUCCGAGUUUUUGCAGGCCGAACUUCUUUCCACGCUGCGGCACCGAUUCGGAAAGCGAAAAACCAAGCUCGGCGACCACAAGGACAUUGGUGUGCAAAUUCGACCCACGCAAGAUUUUUCCGAACCCGCCUACAACGAGCCGGCACAGCUCCACGCCUGCGACGCGCUGGACACCAGCGGCUUUGUCCUGCUGAAGAACUGUAUACCACGUGAGACGAUGGACGAGGCAAAGCAAGGCCUUUUCGACACGCCAAACAUCCGCCCCGACACGCCGCAGGGGCUCGGGUGGUGCAUCAAGGAAAAGGAUUGGAACGUGCACCACGGGCGACCCUACGAGGGUAGGUUGCACAUGAACAUCCGGGGUUCGAGUCUGGAGCAGCACGUGGCUGAUUUUCACCGCUUUUUCGUCCCGGUUGUGCAGAGGUAUUUGACGCACAAUGACGUGGUCAGAAAAUUGCAAAAGGAACAAGAGAGAAGGAGAGCGGCACCACGACCAGUGGGACCACAACAAGACUCGGUAUUAACUCCCGUCGAGAAACUGGAGCGAGAAAUCGAGGCGGAACAGGCUGCGGCGUUAUUGGACACUGCAAUCACCGACCAAAACAGCAGCGAGGACCCGGAUGCCGAUGACGAGUUGCUCAGCGCGCAGCUCACAAGCCCGCGAUUGUACGUGGCUGAGGUGUUACUGGUGCUGAACGACGUGAUUUGCCCACCCCAGUUGUGGCACACGGACAGUCACAGUCACAGCGUGACGGUGCUGGUCCCGCUGGACGACAUCCCGGAAAACGCCGGACUGCUCGAAAUGCUCCCCGGAACACACAAGCUGACAAGAAGCGACUUGCCGUUGACAAUGCCAGCUGAUGCUGAGGAAAACCGGCUCUCCUUCGUGUCGCGGUUUCUACGGGCCUUUCGGCUGUGCUGCGCCGUACGCGGGGCCGUUACCGCCAGCGACGUCGAAACUGCGGUUCAAGACCUGGUGGAGGAGCACGGAAGAAAGAGGAAAAGCGGCACAGCCGAGGCUUCACUACAAACCGACACUGCAACUGCACAGCGGAAUAAAAUUGUCCCAAGCAGAAAAACCAAAGACGAGGAAUUCGAUGCGCAGUUUCAGGAGCUCGAGCGGCAAAAGCAGAAAAAGUCGUGGAAGGCCGGCGACGUGCUGAUUUAUGACAGUCGAAUUGUGAAACGGGGCGGCAAUAGCACCAACAUCACGCGGACCGCGCCCACGCUGCUGAUUCGCUACGAGCGGUGGGACUCGCGCAGGAUCGGCCAGUGGUAUUUGCACGGACACAGGGUACGCGGACAAACGUGGAAAAGAUUUUGCGGGUGGUACCUGGAAAAUGUCUUCCAUGUGUACGGGGCCGUGUGAAGAUACAUCCAUUUUUGUGUGGACCAGCAUCGAAAAAAUAUCAACUCCGGAAGAUCUCCUCCUGCUGUGCGCGCAGCCAUAAACGAAAUCUAUGAGUCAC